Nannizzia gypsea CBS 118893 is the source of this 2679-nucleotide messenger RNA. RefSeq names its product GTPase-activating protein GYP5. Lineage: Eukaryota; Fungi; Ascomycota; Eurotiomycetes; Onygenales; Arthrodermataceae. The record is from RefSeq and is a predicted model, not a curated record. Bases 1 to 2679 code for a protein of 892 amino acids. The transcript is spliced from 4 exons.
AUGGUUGCAAGUCCGGAGAAUACUGACUAUGAAGCGGACACCUUUGAAGACGCCCGAGAUACAGCUCAAGACAGCGAUAACCCAAAUUCCUCCAAGCUCCCUCGAUCCUUGACAGAUAGACGGCCUUCCAACAGCUCUGCAAAGUCCCCUUCUACUCCCGUAGCCACCGAAUUACCUCCGCUACCGUUAACAUCUCCCGGAGUUGACGAGGAUGGAGAGAUCUCCAGUAUAACCUCACCCGUCUCGCAGUUGGGAGAGGACACACCUAGGAAACAGAGACGACCAAAGUCACCGCUAUUGACAACCCACCGGCUGUCGUCUUCCUCCCUCGACGAUGUCAAUCUUUCGAAUGCAAAGGAGGACGAGAACACCAACGGCACGGGACCUCCCCUGUCUCCUGACCAACACUCGGAUAUUCCACCAAUGCUUCCGUCUAAAGAUUCACCACCCAGCCAAAACCGCCUACAAGGCCUAUCGGCCUCUAUUCCCUCUGUCCCUUGGGGUGCGCCGCCGGUGACAAAAGCUCUCCCUCCGGCUCCCCAAAGUGCUACCACUCCCUCGUCAAGAAAGCUCACUAGCCCCUUUUCCUGGCUUUCUAGAGGGAAUACAAAAGAUAGCAAAAACCCAUCCUCUACUACUAAUGGAGCUAGGAGGAAUACGGGAGCCUCUGUGUCUACAAUCAUGAGCACUUCAGAACACCUUGGGAGGCACCACGAUGGGAGUGAUGGAGAAACUGGAAGCUUGGACUCCCGUGGUCAAAUACGAAACAGCCUGAAAGAUCAAUUUAAAUUGCUGAGGCUGCAGGAUGAAGGCAUUCCAGUUGGAACCGACGACCAGGCCAGUAUUGCGUCGGGGGAAGGGAAAGGAUCUCGCUCAUCUAUUGGUAGCCCAGGCUUAGAUGCUGGCGAAGCUGCUGCUUCAGUACCCUUGCCCUCGCCAAUAGCAACGUCUCCGCUUCCGUCCACAGUCAACCCAGAACUGCCACCCGGUACCGUAUCUGGAUUUUCAGCAUCUGCUACAGAUGCCUCAGCGCCGGUCGACUGGGAGCUCUGGCAACAGGUUGUGAAUAAUGGCCCUGAAGCAUUGGCCGGGGAAAACUCGGAGAAAUUAAACGCAGCUAUAAAACGAGGUAUACCGCAAACAAUCCGUGGUGUGAUAUGGCAGGUACUUGCGGACAGUAGGAACCCCGAGCUAGAGCAUGUGUACCGGGAACUUUGUGCACGUGGUACAGACAAGGAUCCAAACCGGUCACUGAGCUCGACGUCCAUAGUAUCUAUCAACGGGAACUCUGCCGGAAGUCCAAAGGAAAGGGAAUCCAUUUCCUCUUCCCGCUCGUCAAUACGCUCUGAUAGCUCUACCCAGGCUACCAGCUCCAUUCAUGGAACUGCUGCUGGAAUUAACUCUGAAAAGGACUCCGAAUCGGUAGCUAAGGCAAAGGCUGCUCUAGAAGCUGAGCGUAAGAGGCGGUCAAAGGAAGAUGCAGCUGCCUUGCAAAAGUUGGAGAAGCAAAUCCGCCGAGACCUUGGGUCCCGUACCAGUUAUUCAAAAUAUUUCAUGUCUCAGCGCAAUCAGGAAGGCUUAUUCAAUAUUUGCAAAGCCUAUGCUCUAUAUGAUUCAGGUGUUGGCUAUGCUCAGGGGAUGAACUUUAUUGCUAUGCCACUCCUGUUUAAUAUGGAUGAUGGUGAAGCAUUUACCCUUAUGGUAAAACUUAUGAACAAGUAUGGAAUGCGAAACAUGUUCAUCCAGGACAUGCCGGGCCUUCAUCUCCACCUUUAUCAGUUUGAGCGUCUGCUAGAAGAUCUACAGCCAGCCCUCGCUUGCCACCUGCAUCGACGAGGUGUUUCCCCAGGGCUCUACGCGACGCAAUGGUUCCUCACCCUUUUUGCUUAUCGUUUCCCGCUUCAGCUCGUCCUUCGCAUAUACGAUCUGAUAUUCGAAGAGGGUCUUGAAAGCACCAUCUUGCGAUUUGCUGUCGCUAUCAUGCAACGAAAUGUAGAUACGCUUCUUGCAAUGAAUGAUAUGACUGCUUUGACCAACUUUGUCAAAGAAAAAGUCUUUGACGUAUACAUCGACCAGCAGCCAACUCCCAGCUCGAUCCUUGAAUCCGGGUUCUUCGGCAGCUCAGGAGCAAAUGACAAGGAAAUCUACCGUGCGGAUAUCAUGGUUGAGGAUGCCUGUGCCAUUCCCUUGACUCCUGAAAUGAUCAGGGCUUACACAGACGAGUGGGAACAGAAGACCCGCGCUGAGAAAGAGCUCGCGGAUGAGCUAGAGAACUAUAAACAUACCGUCGCUACUCAGGCCAGCCGCAUCCGCUCGCUGGAAGAGCACGCAGAAAAGUCAGACAAGGAACAUGUUCAGAUAGCAUCCGAGCUUGUUCGAGUCAAGGUUGAGAACGAAGAACUCAAAGAUAUGAAUGAAAGUAUGAAGGUCGAGGUAGUAGAACUCAAAGCCGUGAUAGACAAACAACCGGCAGAGCUUGAAGAGAAACUCCGGACCGAAAUGGACCGUAUAAUGCAGCGAAAUAUCGAGGUACAGAAUGAGAACCGGUCAAUGGAGGAGCAAAUGGCAGAGAUGGAAAAGGACUUGGUCGAGACAAAGAUGAAAUGGGCAGAGCUAUCGCAAAGCCACGAGGCGCUACAGCAGAAACUCGGCGAUUUACGCAAGACAUUGAAUCAAUAA